GCUCCGCCAUCCCAUUGCUGGGGUAUAUUUACUACACAUUCUAAAAUACAGUAUCAAAUGAGUUCAAACCAGGCAGUCGCCGAUCGUGUAGAAUGUUAUAUGGACGAGCUUGUCGAAUGCUUCGAGGACUUCGUGAAGAAAUCACUCCUCGUGAUUACUGUUGGGAUUGCAGUGGUUGUGGGCAUGCUUCUGUAUAUGCUGAAGGUGCUCACAGAUCGGGAGCCUACAAGCGAUACCACUCCAGAGUUUUCAUCAAGUGCGCCAAAUCUAUCCAGAAAUAUUAAUACAGAAGACUACCAGAAGCGUUUUUAUAGCCGUUCAAAUCGAAAUGUAUCACCAGGAAGUAAAUUAUCUUCAAGGAAGUCAUCUUGUAAGAUAACACCUGCUGUCAAUACUACUUCAAAUCAACCUUUAACGCAAAAUCAAAGCUCCGAUGAAAAAGUCCUGAAUAAUAUUGGACUAUCUUCAUUUACAAAGCUUCACGCCUGCGACAGCACUAACAGCAAUAGCUUCAUACCGUGUAGGGUCCCUUCUCAAUGUACUUUGCCACAAAAAUAUAGCUCUGUAGACUCCAUUGGACACAAGCUCAGCAAACAUCACAUGGCUUCGAUGCCAAUUUAUCCAAAAGAAGUCCCUAAGACAGGGUCAUGCUGUUCUUUAUGCUGUAAUGAUGAAAAUUGAUAAGAUAAAGUAAUAGUUAGAAAGUUAAUGACAGAGGA
Molecule: messenger RNA, 719 nt
Organism: Pararge aegeria (speckled wood butterfly)
Lineage: Eukaryota; Metazoa; Arthropoda; Insecta; Lepidoptera; Nymphalidae
Exons: 6
Coding region: 58-681 (207 amino acids)
Source: RefSeq, a predicted model, not a curated record